UUUCGAAAAGCCAGUCCUUCUCUCAUUCCUGCCCAACAAAUACUAGAGUACAGACCAGAGUACAUACAGACGUCUAGUACUAGUAGUACUCUGGGCGGGAUUCCUGAUUGCUACGCUCCUGGUAACCAGGCCUUAUCAAGAUGGCGUCCUCGAGUUCUGAAGAAGAUGAAGAAGAAAGAAAAAUAAUGGCUGAGAUUGCGGGCUGUGCUGCUAAAGACUUAACCGAGGCCCACCUCGUAAUUAAACAAAUGGAGAGAGAAAAUAUAAAGAAAUCCGGGAGGAAUGAGAAGGAUUGUGAUGAGGAAACACAAAGCAGCAAUUUGACUCCAGAAAUCAAGAGACAUAUAGCCAAAAAAUUGUCAUCUUAUCUAGAUGGCUGUAUUCAAAUAGAAACUGGUUGCACCUUCAAACAAAAGAAAAUAAUGUCACAGGUUUCUGGCAUACAUUUAUUUUGUUUGUCAAAAAACAAGCUCCUUGAUGUGGAAAAUGACUAUUUGAAAGAAAAACAGCCCAAAACCCCAAAGCGGUCACACCAGUCUUCUUCAAGCUCGGAAUCAAGUGACAAUGAAGAAGACCUGACAAGGUUUCAGGAAGCCACUGUUUGUGGACAAUCAAUCAUUGAUAACAGCUGUCCAUCUAUUGAUAAUGGCGUUCACAGAGAGAACAGCAACAAAAAGAAGAAAAAGAAAAAGAAGAAAAAAGACCAAAACAAAGUUAAAAAUAAAAAUGUAUCAGAAUAUGAAUUUGAUAAUUUAAAAGACAGAUGGAAAGAAAAAUAUCAAAAUUGACGAUAACUUGCAAAAAUUAAAAUGAGUACAUGUAAUAAUGAACAGUUAUAAUAAUUACACUUAUUUCUUGUUUUAAAUAUGUGUUUAUAGUAAGAAGACUCACUAUAAAUAUUGAGCCUUGCCGGUAUUAUGUAUAAUAAUGGGAGGUUCUUACAUAGCUCAUUUAUACAACUUCUCAAUGUGCUUUACAUUUUUAUGACCAGUGGAGGACUUUACUGGCUGCAUAUUGAGGCGCUAUUAGC
Actinia tenebrosa (Australian red waratah sea anemone) is the source of this 1030-nucleotide messenger RNA. RefSeq lists its product as uncharacterized. Lineage: Eukaryota; Metazoa; Cnidaria; Anthozoa; Actiniaria; Actiniidae. The record is from RefSeq and is a predicted model, not a curated record. Gene Ontology annotation, biological process: Wnt signaling pathway.